AAACAAGCACGCCUGCGCGGCCGCAGAGGCAGACUGGCGCGCAUGCUCAGGCGGGGAUGUGUGCGAAGCCUGCUGCUCCUGCAGCGAGUCUGGCGCAGAGUGGAGCGGCCGCCGGAGAUGCCUGACGCAUCUGUCUGAGGAGCGGUCAGUGACGCGAUGGAGCGGGCAAGGGAUCGCUUACACCUGAGACGAACUACAGAACAGCACGUACCAGAGGUGGAAGUCCAAGUCAAACGCAGAAGGACUGCCUCACUGAGCAACCAAGAGUGUCAGUUGUACCCGAGGCGUUCUCAGCAGCAGCAAGUACCUGUGGUGGAUUUCCAGGCUGAACUGAGGCAGGCAUUCUUAGCUGAGACACCAAGAGGUGGUUAAAGCCAUAUUGGAGUAGCAAGGAAUCUGAUUCCAAGAAAAAACCAGGCUCCAUCUACUCUUUGAAGCUUCUGCCCAGCUUGCAUUGUUUCUAGGAGAACCCGCGUCAUACCUUUAUCUAUAGCCUUCCCCUAGGUCUUCAGAAGCACCAAGUUUUAACUGUGGACAUUGGAUUUGGUGGAACAGCAAUCAUGACUGUUGGCAAGAGUAGCAAGAUGCUGCAGCACAUUGACUAUAGAAUGAGAUGUAUCCUGCAAGAUGGCCGAAUCUUCAUUGGCACCUUUAAGGCUUUUGACAAGCAUAUGAAUUUGAUCCUCUGUGAUUGUGAUGAGUUCAGAAAGAUCAAGCCAAAGAAUGCGAAGCAA
Molecule: messenger RNA, 734 nt
Organism: Nomascus leucogenys (northern white-cheeked gibbon)
Lineage: Eukaryota; Metazoa; Chordata; Mammalia; Primates; Hylobatidae
Gene: SNURF
Product: SNRPN upstream open reading frame
Cellular component (GO): nuclear speck
Source: RefSeq, a predicted model, not a curated record